Puntigrus tetrazona (Sumatra barb) is the source of this 2244-nucleotide messenger RNA. Its product is annotated as hereditary hemochromatosis protein homolog. Gene Ontology annotation, biological process: immune response. NCBI's taxonomy places the organism in Eukaryota, Metazoa, Chordata, Actinopteri, Cypriniformes, Cyprinidae. Bases 297 to 1301 code for a protein of 334 amino acids. Gene Ontology annotation, cellular component: external side of plasma membrane. The record is from RefSeq and is a predicted model, not a curated record. The transcript has 6 exons.
UGCUACUGCUACCUCGGUUUAGUCGUCUGAUGGCGCGCGGGAUUUCUUUAACCAUAAAAUGGCGAACGGGACGCCGUCAACACUUGGAUUAAACGGAGACGCGCACUCGGCGGAAAACAACAAUUCAAGUUUACACGAGGUGUCCCAUUCAGGACAGAGCCGCAUCCGAAGUCAACGGUUCAGGACUUCAUGUUAUAUCUCACAGGAGCUAGCUGUGAUUUUCAAAGAAAAGUAAUAUUCAUCAUUCUCUGUAAUUAUCAAAGCCAGCCUAUACAGGUGUUUUCGUCAACAACAAAAUGAACGCACCCUGUGCUGCUGUUGUGUGUUUGCUCUUGGUUCCAGUUUCUGUUUUAGCAGGUUCUCAUACUUUGAUGGGGCUUGCAACAUACAUUACAGGAGAAAGAGCAUUUAAUGCUACAAUAAUGUUGGAUGACAUCACUGUAGCUUAUUAUAAUUCAGAAACAAAGAUCUAUGUUGCAAGAGGAAAUUAUACAAAUGAAGAUGAUGUUGUAGAUCCAAAUUACCUUAAGGCUGUAAGUGAGAAUCUGCUUAAUCAUUUUGAAGAAAGACCAAAAGGCCUCAGACCUGACAACAUAGAAAAUCAAAGUCAUGAAGUUCAUCAGGUUAUGGGUCUUUGUGAGCAGAAUGACAAUAAACGUGGACAAAUAAUAAGCAAAAAUGCUUAUAGAGGCUCAACGUUUAAUGAGCUGCGUUAUUUUGACGGUGAAUACACAUACCAGGGAUUUUUAAAUUACACACGACCAGAAAUACAACUAAAUCUUGAGAGGUCCAAGGAACGUCUUGUGCAAUUGUAUUACCCAGCCUGCAUAGAAAUACUGAAGAAUUACCUUAAAAAGAGAGAAACUCAACUAAACAGAAAAGUAACACCACGAGUCAGACUCAUCCGGAAAGCUAUCUCUGAUUCUGGAGGUUCUCGUGUGAGUUGUUUGGCGACAGGGUUUUACCCUCGUCACAUCAACCUGACCCUGUUCAGAGACCAGCAGCCUGUAGCUGAUCAUGAGAUCACUGGAGGAGAUCUGCUGCCCAACGAUGACGGGACGUACCAGAUGAGGAAGAGUCUGGAGAUCAGUGCUGCAGACAAACACAAAUACACCUGCUCCGUCACACACCUCAGUCUGGACAACAAACUGGACGUCUCUCUGGAAGAUGAGCUCCCCCGUUAUCACAUUGCUGUUGUGAUAUUUGUCCUGCUGUGGGUGUGUGUGAUUUUUCUAGUAGCAGUAGCCAUCUGCAGGAAAAGGCAAACAGAAAGACAUCCGGAUGAUGACGAUGUUUUGUAAUAUAAGACGUCCAUCCUAUUUGCAAGGAGAUCAAAUCAUCACAUCCUUUAUCCAAUGGAGAAGGAAUAAGAGACCUGUAAUCUUCAUCUCCAUAUAAAGGAAUAGUUAUCUGAGAUUCCUUAAGAUGUUAAUGCUGUGAACUGACAAGCUGUGAGAUUUCCAGUUGAGAUUUACUUCUCAUGCAGCGUGAAAUUGGGGAAUUACAGUCAAUUUUUCUGUUUAAGUCUUUUUAAGUCCCUUUAAGUCUCAAUGUGUAAUCAUUUUUUUCAUGAAUUUAACUUAUUUAUAGACAGGAGUGUUGUUUCUUGUUUUAUGCUGCAUGUAUGUAUAGUUUUUUUUUAAUGUUAGUGUAUUUAGGGGCACUGCAAGGUUGGGGAUAGGUUGUGAUGAUUCUAAGCGCUGGAUGACGGCGAGGGUCAUGUAUAUGUGUGUGUAUUUUUUUAGUUAGGUAAUAGUUAUACAAUUAUACAUUUUUAAUAGAGCAACAACAGUCCAUCUGGAAUAGUUCAACAUCAUUAAUCAGUCUAUUAUCACUAGCUUAGCUAAACUAUGCUUCAUCCUACACUUGCUUUUAAGAUAUUUUGCUCUUAUCAUGUUCUAUGUGUCCACUAGAGGUCAGUAAACCAUUUCAUUUCUGCAACACACUGAUGAAGUCUAUUCUUUAAAGAAUAGGUUAUAUGGUGUUUUAAAGUGUCAUAAUGUUGUGCUGGAGUCCCCUACAACAGGUUUAAAUGCAUCUAAGGUCAGAAAGCAUUGUAAUUUCCUCUAAAUAUUAAUAUUGGAAUAAUUUUUCAAUGAUUUUGAUACGGUAUGUAUGAAUCAGUUCUGAUCUUAAGGUCUAAGAUCUUAAGCUUCGAAGCAACUAUGCUCUGAUUGGUCAGUUUUUUGAUUAACAACUUUGCAGACUGUUUAACUUGAAGGACAGACAUAUUAAAAACAAAUA